ACGUUUUCAAAUUAUGGUAAAAGGUGUGCGCUUCUGCCUAUACGCAGUCAUCGUCUAUGUGAUAAUCGACUUUUUUUCUAAGUGCGACGCCCUUGAAACACAAGUAAAGGACUAUAUUUAUAAUAAUAAUGGGUUAGGGACAUAUAGCUUUGAGUUUGAAACUAUAGAUGGAACUUUUAGAAGGGAAGACGGAGGAAUCGCUUCGAAUGCGAAAGGUGUUGUUGGCUUCGUGGUUCGUGGUGUAUACGGUUUCAUAGAUCCUGAAGGACGUCAUCAUUCCGUGAGAUACAUAGCGGACGCGGACGGUUACCAACCACAGGCAGACGAUGGUGACGUUAGAUAUAACGAUAGACGAAUAGUUUAA
Molecule: messenger RNA, 364 nt
Organism: Vanessa atalanta (red admiral)
Lineage: Eukaryota; Metazoa; Arthropoda; Insecta; Lepidoptera; Nymphalidae
Product: endocuticle structural protein SgAbd-6-like
Exons: 3
Coding region: 14-364 (116 amino acids)
Cellular component (GO): chitin-based extracellular matrix
Molecular function (GO): structural constituent of chitin-based larval cuticle
Source: RefSeq, a predicted model, not a curated record